Molecule: messenger RNA, 566 nt
Organism: Durusdinium trenchii
Lineage: Eukaryota; Dinophyceae; Suessiales; Symbiodiniaceae
Source: the annotation of a GenBank genome assembly
GUCUACAUCAUCAGUAAGACCUUCGACAACCAACGGCUGAGAUUGGCCUUGGACCGUGCUGAGACACCCAUGCAGCGUUUGGAGCGGUUGAAGUGCGAUGGCCGUACGCCCUACCGGGGCACCGUGACCUCGGUGGCCUCCUUCGGUGUUUUUGUGGACAUCGGCUUUGAGCGCUCCGGCUUCCUGCCACAGCGCGAGCUGCCCUCGGAGGCGACGUUGCAGGCUGGAGAUGAGGUCACUGUCUAUGUCCCCAACAAGCACUGGCGUUCCGGGCGCUUCAACGUUUCCCUGCAGCCACUGCAGAAGCCGCAUUUGCCAAAGAGGCUUCUGCAGGUGGACGGGCUCACACCCUACCAGGGCAUUGUGCGGAGCUUGGCGCAGGGCGUUGCGGUCAUAGACUUUGGUUUUGACGUGUGUGGCACCUUGCAGGAUGUGGAUGACCUGGAGAUUGGCAGCGAGCUCACGGUCUAUGCGGUGCGACGUUUGCAUCGGAGCCGUCGGGUUUGGCUGUCGCGGCGGCCCUUGGUGCAGCCGCUGCUGACACUGAAGGAGGUGGUGGCAGAUGG